Molecule: messenger RNA, 4056 nt
Organism: Acanthochromis polyacanthus (spiny chromis)
Lineage: Eukaryota; Metazoa; Chordata; Actinopteri; Pomacentridae
Gene: swap70b
Product: switching B cell complex subunit SWAP70b
Exons: 12
Coding region: 149-1915 (588 amino acids)
Cellular component (GO): nucleus; cytoplasm
Molecular function (GO): calcium ion binding
Source: RefSeq, a predicted model, not a curated record
CAAACACGCAGCUCCGACUGUCUGACAGCGCCUCAUGUGACUUUUCCUCAUUGUGUCCAGCAGAGACUGUUGAACGCAGCGACAGAGGAAGAGUGAGACAACCAUCCGGAGAGGAGAGGAGUGAAAAAGCGAGCGAUAAAUCAGCAUUAUGGCGCUGCGGGACGAACUUUUAAAGUCUAUCUGGUACGCGUUUACGGCUCUGGAUGUGGACAAAAGCGGGAAAGUGUCCAAAUCCCAGCUGAAGGUUCUGUCCCACAACUUAUGUACCGUCAUGAAGAUUCCACAUGAUCCGGUGGCACUGGAGGAGCACUUUAAGGAUGAUGAUGAGGGUCCCGUGUCCAACCAGGGAUACAUGCCGUACCUGAACAAGUUUAUCCUGGAUAAGGUGACAGAUAACUUUGACCGUCAGGACUUCAACAAAAUGUGCUGGACACUGAGCUCCAGGAAGAACCUGGAACGAAGCCAGCUGCUCAUCUCCGACGACGACGCCUUUAAGAUCUGGUGCAUCUUCAACUUCCUGUCUGAGGACAGAUACCCGCUGAUCAUCGUCACUGAGGAGAUCGAGUACUUCUUGCGGAAGCUGACGGAGGCGAUGGGGGGCAGCUGGGUGGAGGAGCGUUUCGAAGACUACAAGCUGAAGCUGAGCUCAAAGCAGCAGUGUCUGAAUGCCUGGGAGCUCAUCAGCCUGGUGGGAUCGGGUCACUUCAGCAAGGGCAUGGACCGCCAGACGCUCUCCAUGGGCAUCAGCGAGGUCUACCAGGAGCUCAUCUUGGAUGUGCUCAAACAGGGCUACAUGAUGAAGAAGGGUCACAAGAGGAAGAACUGGACGGAGCGCUGGUUCAUGCUGAAGCCCAGCUGCAUCUCCUACUAUGUUGGGGAGGACCUGACUGAAAAGAAAGGAGACAUUCUGCUGGACGGAAACUGCAGUGUGGAGCCUUUACAAGACAAAGAUGGAAAGAAGUGUCUUUUCCUCAUCAGAUCAUCACAAAAAAGCUUUGAAAUCAGUGCGUCAGACAAGAAGAAGAAGCAAGAGUGGAUCCAAGCCGUUCAGACCUGUGUGAAUCUACUGCGUCAGGGUCGACCAGCGCCGCACCGUGAGGCCCGACAGAAACGUCGGGACCUGCGACUGAAGCAGCAGGCUGAACAGGAGGAGCUGGAGCUGAGGAUGAGGGAGCUGCAGACUGCCAACGAGGCCAAACAGCUCGAACUAGAGAACAUGAGGAAGGCUCUGGAGGAGGCUGCAGCUAACGCAGCGGAAGAAGAAAAAAGACGCCUUCAGACCCAAACUGAACUUCAAGACCGCUACAGGAUGGAUCUGGAAAGAGAAAAAAUGGUACGACAGCAGAUGGAGGAGCAGGUGGCCCAGAAGUCCACUGAGCUGGAGCAGUACCUGCAGAGGGUCCAUGAGCUGGAGGACAUGUAUCAUCAACUGGAGGAUGCUCUGGAGAACGAGAGGCACGCCAGACAGGACGAGGAAGCUGCCCGCAAGCUGCAGGCACGGUUACUGGAAGAGGAGGCCAUGAAGAGGGCAGAGUUGGAGCAGAUCCACCUGCGGCAGCAGAUGGCCAUCUCAGAAACAGAGGCUGAGAAACAGGAGCUGGAGAGGGAACGUCUGGCCAAGGAGAGCGCCCUGCAGGCCGCGAUGCAACAGCUGGAGCAGCUGGAGCAGGAGAGGCAAGGGGCGCUGGAGCAGUACCAGACGGUGAUGAAGAAGCUGGAAGAUGCAACCAACAACACCAAGACAUGGAAGCACAAAGUGGCUCAACAUGAGGGGUUGUUACGGCUCAUUCAACCAGGUUCCAAAGGACAGCAGAGGAUCACAAACUGGGGCCCAGCAGCCUUUUCUGAUGCAGAGCUCAGUCUGAGAGAGAAGAAAUGGCAGGAGAUGAAGAACCAGGCGGCCCAGGCUCAGUAGAGUUACUCUAAGCCCUCAACCUUCAACAAGUCUCUCAUUCAAAACAAGGCAAGAGGGGGAUGCUGGAAUACAUGGUCUGUGAUGAAGCAUAUUCUGAGUAGUGUCUGGAAGGAAACCUGCUAACUGGAGUUUUUAGUGAAAUCCAAAUAUGAGAUUUACCAGGAUAAAAAGGCAUUUUAUUUUUACGGGCAUUAAGUAAUCCCUGACCUUUAUCCCGUCUAUGAGUCUUUAGUGUUGACAAGUUGGAAUCAGCACUGAUAGAACUGGUAAAAUUUCAAGCCUCUUUUAUUGUCAUCCACCAUAGAUGGCCAUGGAGGAAGAUUUUCACAUUAUGUGGAUUAAGUUUACCAGUUCUAGCAGGGAUCCAGCAGCAGCGCUAAAUGAGGAAGUGGUAGCACUAGGAAAAAUGCUGGAACAAUAACAUCUAUGUUAUGUUUCUAAUACCCCUUAAUGAUAAAUGCUCUUGGUCUUGUUCAACUAAGCACCCUCAAAAUGAGUUGUAAAGUGAGCAGCAGAGCUCACUUAGUAAAGUUGAAUCAAUCAUAUUGAUCUUUAAUCCGAACCACCACAGAUCCAGUAUAUAUGAGCUACAGUAUUGAGCUUCUUGGUUUUUUAUUAGUUUAUCAAUCAAUCAAUUAAAUUUUAUUUAUAAAGCGCUUUCCAACAGCCAAAAGGAGCACAAGGCGCCUAACAGAGUAAAAUAAAUAAGUAAAAGCAUUUAAGAAACACACAGUUCUAAAAGAAGCUAAGCGUCAAACGCUACACGGAACAAGUGUGUUUUCAGACAUUUAAAAACAUUUAAUUCUGAAAUAGACUGUAAAUGCGAUGGAAGAGAGCUUAGGGCCAAGAACGGAAAAAGAGCGGUCACCAUACUUUUUAUAUCUUGCCCUGGGGCAUUUGUAAAGGGCUAGCACACUUAAUAGCUCAUCACUCCUAGCAUAACAGCACAGUAAAGUGUGAGGCAAGUGGAUCAAUUAAGAAAGAGGACACCAUCUACUUGAGAUAAAAUCAUGUCGGACAAAUAGCUUGCUAUUGAAGUUACCCGUCUCCUUCAUACGACAAUACAAGUUGUUAUUAAUAAACCAUUUAAGAACAGUGGAUGCUGUCAAAUCUGUAAGAGCUGACCAUAGUUAAAAUACAACCAAGCUAACAAUAUGUAUACUUUAAAUCUUUUGACUUCAAGAUGUGCAGCUUAUUAAAAUGUAUUUAUGGUUUAUUUCAACCUGGAACAAGUGUCCUCAGAUGGCAAACUCUAAUGCAGUUACAUCUGUUCCAGGCAGCUAAUUUCUGUUUACUUUUGGUCAACAGGUUCCAUUAGUCGCCUCUAUCAUUUACACCAUUCAAAUGCCGUGUUGCACCACCUCUUUGCCCUGAAUCUCCACAAGGUGAAGAGUGCAAAGGUAGUAUGAUCCCUAAACAGCAUUAAUAGCAAAUGCAUCAGGUUGAAAUAAACCAGGAUUAUCCUUCAAGUCAUUAGUGGAAAAGAGUACACACAGCACUCUCUUAUAUCAUUUUCUUCCACUUUGUCAUGACUGUAUUUUUGUAUCUAUGAAAUGCACUACUGAUGACCAGAGUCUGAUCUGCCUAACAAAAAUUAGCCUGAGAAUGUUUUAGGUUCGGGCUGUUGAAAGAUACACAGAUAGUGUAGUCCUUUAAAGAAGCAGGAGCUACUAAAACUGCUACGAACUACAUUCUGUCCUUACUAUUCUUGACUCUUCAGGAACAUUUUUCCAUGAAAACAUAAGAAAUUUUGUACAUACUCUAACAACAAUUGCUGUUUUUUGUUACCUUAACAAAAAAUACCUUGUACAAUUCACUAAAUAUUUUAUCAUCAAGUGCCUCCGUCUGAUCUUGAUUAUUUUUCUGUGUCUAAAUAACUGGCUCUUAAACAUUUCUUGCUUGUAAACACUGUUAGAAGUAGGGCAGAGUCUCACUCAGAACACGACCUGUGUUGUACUAUACCCACCAGUGCCUUUGAUACUGUCAUGAGUGAAAAUUGUGAUUUUUGUUUUUAUAUAAAUAUGUAAAAAGCUGAAGACUGAACUAUGUAAUAAAACAUAUGUUGAAUAACUGCCUUACUGUAUUUUGACUUGAACACUGUACUGCAGUUCUAAUUACAAUAAAUGCAAAUUACAGAUGAA